GAAGGGAGGCACAGCAUCCUCUCCUCUCAUCACCACAACACAGCCGCUGAGUCCACAGCACUCUUCUCUUCCAUUCAACUCCACGCAAAGUCUCUCUCCCUCAGCUACGUUUGCUUCGUUGCCUUGUGUCGCGUUCGUCUCAUCCCUCCUCGUCUUCCUUCUGACACUCUCAUCUCCUCCAUACCAGAUUCAUUGCCAGGCCCCGACUGAUACACUUCCAAUUUCGCACAUCACAUCAGAUCAGAUCAAAUCGAGCGCUAGGCUGUAAGAUCCAUCCAUGGCUCCUUCACAGCAAGUCGCCGCCACCAAGGAGCCAUCCGCCAACGGCACGGCCGCACCAGCCCCCAAGACCAAGACCCCGGCGCUGAACGAGCGGAUCCUCUCCUCGAUCACGCGCCGGUCGGUGGCGGCGCACCCGUGGCACGACCUGGAGAUCGGCCCGGACGCUCCCACAAUCUUCAACUGCGUGAUCGAGAUCCCCAAGGGGAGCAAGGUCAAGUACGAGCUGGACAAGAAGACGGGGCUCAUCAAGGUGGACCGCGUGCUCUACUCCUCCGUCGUCUACCCGCACAACUACGGCUUCAUCCCGCGCACCCUCUGCGACGACUCCGACCCCAUCGACGUCCUCGUCAUCAUGCAGGAGCCCGUCGUCCCCGGAUGCUUCCUCCGCGCCAAGGCCAUCGGACUCAUGCCCAUGAUCGACCAGGGCGAGGCCGACGACAAGAUCAUCGCCGUCUGCGCCGACGACCCCGAGUACCGCCACUUCAACGACAUCAAGGACCUCCCUCCCCACCGCCUCGCAGAGAUCAGGCGAUUCUUCGAGGACUGUGAGUCAUUGAUGACUCUGAUCAGACAAGAAGAACGAGAACAAGGAGGUUGCCGUCAACGACUUCCUGCCGUCAGAGGACGCCUACGAGGCCAUCCAGCACUCCAUGGAUCUUUAUGCUACUUACAUUGUUGAGGGCCUGAGAAGGUAGAAGGAGGAUGCUGCCUGAUGGAUGCUGGUCUGGUGCUGCCUUGCCACUUGCUGCAGAACGAUGUUGACGAAAAAAUUAUGCCUCAUAAACAUACAUACAAUACAUUCUUGUUUUGUUACAUAUAUAUAGUAGUAUAUGAUGAUGGAGCUACACCUCAUCUAAAACAGCCUUGAUCAAGUCAGUAGUAGUCAGAUAAAGAAAGUCACUCCUUUUCCAUCUAGCUUCUGUAAUACGUUUUCCUGGCUGAAUAUGAGAUGUUGGUAUACUGUA
Molecule: messenger RNA, 1247 nt
Organism: Aegilops tauschii subsp. strangulata
Lineage: Eukaryota; Viridiplantae; Streptophyta; Magnoliopsida; Poales; Poaceae
Product: soluble inorganic pyrophosphatase 4
Biological process (GO): phosphate-containing compound metabolic process
Cellular component (GO): cytoplasm
Molecular function (GO): magnesium ion binding; inorganic diphosphate phosphatase activity
Source: RefSeq, a predicted model, not a curated record